UGCCGCAAAAUGAAAAAUGUCAACUCAUUUAUAAUCAAUAUGGUUGACAAUUUGCGGGUGCUUGAUUUACAAUUUCAUGGUGCAUGAUCUUUUUUAUUGUUUGACAUAGAUAGGUGCUUAAGGUCAGACUGCUGCUCUCGUGAAGUAUGUCAUUGGUGGUUUUACUUCUGCUAGCAUUGCUAUUUGGUGGACCUGCUCACAACUUGUGUCUAGCAUGGUAUUGAUAGUUCUUGGUAUCUGAAGAUACAAGUAACAGCAAAUUACUAGCCUCAGAAUUCUCAAAUUAAUGUUAUAGCAUACUAUCUAGUGCAAAUUGAUAGCUUGCUGUGGCAAAAUGUGAGUCAAAUUGAUGCACAAUUGAUGAUUUUUUUGCCCAUGUGUAGAAGUUUACCUAAAAAACCAUGAAAUAGCGAGGGCAGAUGCACUAGUAAUUGUAAGGAACAUUAUGGACAGUACAUUCUCCUUUGUUGGAGGUGCUAAUAAUUGAAAAUGAGUUAUGGGACAAACUGAAAAGGAAAAGGUUCAUUUUUGCAUGCUCUAGUAAGUUUUUCACCGAAAACUUUUGUACCGUUUAAAAAUACAUCAACCAACUUUUGAAAUUGUUGAAGAGGCGAAAAUGAUGAGGAUGUUGGCAGACAAGAACAGGUCUAGCCUUCUAGUAAGCGAAAUGGUCGGGUAGGGGAGGAUGGUGAAGGCCAGUGUUCUUCGGCCAUGGAGAAAAUUAAGGAGGUUUGGGGGAAAAGGAGCAUGGAGGCAAGGAAUGUCUCCUGAUGCAAGUGAAUUUGAAUGGAGUGCUCUAUGGCGGUUGUCGACAACGUGUGUAACACAAUGGCGGCGCUUCUCAGGAAUGGGGAAGCUGAGAAGGGGGCAAGAGAGAAAGGAUUUUGUGAUGGAAGGAGAUAAAGAGACGAUGUCAGCAGUGGUGAAUCUGUGUUGGUGGUGCUAGAAGAGAGGUUGAGGAAAUACCACUGGUAGAGACGGAAGCAAUGCACCGUGUGAGCUUAACUGUGGUUGUCACAUUAGGACCAUGGGAGAUGGAAAAGGCACAAGAUAGCGCCAUCUAGGCUAAGAAGUAAAUGGUGAGAAUCUGGAGAAGUUAGGAGGUUACUAGUUUGUUUUCUGGAUUCUGUAGUUACUAAGUCUUGAAAUUUGGACUUAUCUAGACUGUUUGGGGUUGGAGAUUAUGAGAGUAGCUGCAGCGGUUAGAAGCUUCUUCAAACAAGGGCAUUCAAGUUACCACCUAUGUAAGCAAAAUCCAUCUUGGUUUUCAUGGAAGAGGUUUUCUAAAAUGGUUUUGGAAUUGUUAUAGGUAUAGGUGGCACCAGGAUACGCCAGGUGAAUUCAUCUGUAGCUAUGGUUCAGGAAACGUGAGUUGGCAACAGCUGAUAGGCCAAAAGUCUGCUCAUAUUGAAGUAUGUACGGUACAUGCAAUGCAGUAGAAAGAAAAUCUUUUUUCUGCAACCAUGCCCUGUCUGUAUCCUGUCCGGACUGCGCUGCGGCUAUAUAUACAGCACCAUGGCAACAGAGAUGAGGAAACUAACAGAGCACACAGCGAUCCCCUCUGCUCUCUCUCCGGAGUCAACCCAUCCUCAAUCUUCCCAAGCUUGAGGAAAAAAGAUCAUCAUGGCGGGAUCGCAGCUCAACGUUUUGGUCAAGCUCGACCAGGCCAAGACGCAAUGGUACCAUUUCAUGGCGAUCGUCAUCGCCGGGAUGGGGUUCUUCACAGACGCCUACGACCUCUUUUGCAUCGCGCUGGUCACCAAGCUGUUGGGUCGCCUUUACUACACCGACAUCACCAAGCCCAACCCAGGGACACUCCCGCCCAACGUGUCGUCCGCCGUCACCGGCGUCGCGCUCUGCGGCACGCUCGCCGGCCAGCUCUUCUUCGGAUGGCUCGGCGACAAGCUCGGCCGCAAGAGCGUCUAUGGAUUCACGCUCAUCCUCAUGGUCGUGUGCUCCAUCGCCUCCGGUCUCUCGUUUGGCCACACGCCCAAGAGCGUGAUUGCCACGCUCUGCUUCUUCCGCUUCUGGCUCGGCUUCGGCAUCGGCGGCGACUACCCGCUCAGCGCCACCAUCAUGUCGGAGUACGCGAGCAAGAAGACCCGCGGGGCCUUCAUCGCCGCCGUGUUCGCCAUGCAGGGGUUCGGGAUCCUCUUCGGCGCCAUCGUCGCGCUCGUCGUCUCGGCCGGCUUCCGUCACGCGUACCCGGCGCCGUCGUACGCCCAGAACCCCGCCGCGUCGCUCGCGCCGCAGGCUGACUACACGUGGCGGCUCAUCCUCAUGUUCGGCACCAUCCCGGCUGGGCUCACCUACUACUGGCGCAUGAAAAUGCCCGAGACGGCGCGGUACACGGCGCUCGUCGCCCGCAACGCCAAGCAGGCGGCGGCUGACAUGUCCAAGGUGCUCCACGCCGAGAUCGAGGAGCGGCCGGAGGUGGUCGAGAGCCAGGUGGUCGCCGGGGAGACCUGGGGCCUCUUCUCACGGCAGUUCAUGAAGCGCCACGGGAUGCACCUCCUGGCGACCACCAGCACGUGGUUCCUGCUCGACAUCGCCUUCUACAGCCAGAACCUGUUCCAGAAGGACAUCUUCAGCAAGGUCGGGUGGAUACCGCCGGCGAAGACCAUGAACGCGCUCGAGGAACUCUACCGCAUCUCCCGCGCCCAGGCACUCAUCGCACUCUGCGGAACCAUCCCGGGCUACUGGUUCACCGUCGCCUUCAUCGACAUCGUCGGCAGGUUCUGGAUCCAGAUCAUGGGCUUCUUCAUGAUGACCGUGUUCAUGCUCGCGCUCGGCGUGCCCUACGACCACUGGACGCACCCGGCGCACCACACCGGCUUCGUCGUGCUCUACGCACUCACCUUCUUCUUCGCCAACUUCGGGCCCAACAGCACCACCUUCAUCGUGCCGGCUGAGAUCUUCCCGGCGAGGCUCCGGUCGACGUGCCACGGCAUCUCCGCCGCGUCCGGCAAGGCCGGCGCGAUCAUCGGCGCGUUCGGGUUCCUGUACGCUGCGCAGGACCAGCACAAUCCCGACGCGGGAUACUCCCGCGGCAUCGGCAUCCGGAACGCGCUCUUCGUGCUCGCCGGCACAAACUUCCUCGGUAUGCUCAUGACGCUGCUGGUGCCGGAGUCCAAGGGCUUGUCGCUGGAGGAGAUGUCCAAGGACAACGUCGUCGACGAGACCGCCCAAGAAGCGAUCGCCCAAGCGUGAUGUCAUAAACAUGCCGUCUCGACGUGAGUGACUGAAAAAAAAUGUAUGCUUUAUUACUCUAUUGGUGUGAUUACUUAAUCUAGUUUUGUAUACUUUUGUAGUGUCUCUCCUUUUACAGUUGUGGAUUUGUGGGGUUUCUCUUUCUUUCUUUUUUUUUGGUUGAAACAAUUAAACUUGUUUGUGAGAUUUUGUGAACUUUCCCUGCAACUGAUAUAAAUGGCAUACAUUCAUUUCAAUUGUA
Messenger RNA from Oryza sativa Japonica Group (Japanese rice), 3451 nucleotides. Lineage: Eukaryota; Viridiplantae; Streptophyta; Magnoliopsida; Poales; Poaceae. The record is from RefSeq and is a predicted model, not a curated record.